This is a messenger RNA of Myzus persicae (green peach aphid), 2454 nucleotides long. RefSeq names its product fatty acyl-CoA reductase wat-like. Gene Ontology annotation, biological process: long-chain fatty-acyl-CoA metabolic process. The record is from RefSeq and is a predicted model, not a curated record. Gene Ontology annotation, cellular component: peroxisome. Bases 321 to 1913 code for a protein of 530 amino acids. Lineage: Eukaryota; Metazoa; Arthropoda; Insecta; Hemiptera; Aphididae. Gene Ontology annotation, molecular function: alcohol-forming very long-chain fatty acyl-CoA reductase (NADP+) activity. The transcript is spliced from 12 exons.
GAUUCACCGUAUAUAGUCAGUUCCACCAAAGCGACCGGACUGUGCACCGGCGGCUCAGACCUCACGAUUUUCUGUUUUGAUUAUUUAUUUAUUUAUUUUCACUCAAAUAUUGUACUUUUGUUUGUUGCUUGGAUAGAUUUUUGUCUAAUUUUUUUCCGAGCAAACACUAAACAGUAUAUUAUUUAGUUUUACAUAAGAUAAAAUAAAUUUUUUUAUUAAGCAAUAUUAUAAUAUAACAAACAGUAACGUUGCAAAUAACGAGGGUUUCAGCACCGAUUCAAAGAGUCCCGAACACUAUUAUAGAACCAGAAUUGUACAGGAUGCCUGCCGAUAUUAAAGUCAUGGAUAAUUUCGACUCGAACAACCAGAGCACAACUCAUGACCUUUCGGAAAUUCAAUCUUUUUACAAUGGCACGACAGUUUUUUUGACUGGCGCCACUGGAUUUGUGGGCAAUUUAAUACUGGAAAAAUUAAUCAGAACUUGUUCUGGAGUUAAACAAAUUUAUGUCUUGAUCAGAGAGAAAAAAGGAAAAACUACAGAAGAUAGGUUCAAAGAACUCUUCAAUGACCCAGUAUUUGAAUUAAUGAAAAAAGAACAACCCAACUAUUUGGAAAAGAUCACAGCAGUAAUUGGUGAUUGUUGUUUACCAAAUUUAGGAAUACAAGAGCAAUACAGGAACAUUUUAAAAAAUGAAGUUAACAUUGUUAUACACUCCGCCGCUACAGUAAGAUUUGACGAACAUUUAAGAAAAGCAGUUAACAUCAAUAUAAUCGCCUUGCAGGAUAUGCUAAAAAUGAGCCAAGCAAUGAAAGACUUAAAGGCUUUCGUUCAUAUUUCAACAGCUUAUUCGAAUUGCGCAGGAAGAAAAGUCGUGGAUGAAGUGUUCUACAAGCCACCCAUUUCUGGAGACAAUUUGUUGCAGCUCGUGAACAGUCUUGACGAUGACUACAUCCAAAGAAUUACUCCUUCAUUGCUGAAAGAGUGGCCAAAUACAUAUGCCAUGACAAAAGCUAUUGCUGAAGGUGAAAUCGCAACAUACGGCAAAGGGUUACCCGUCGGAGUGAUAAGGCCUUCGAUGAUUGUCGCCACUGACAACGAACCAGUUACCGGGUGGAUCAACAACAUCUACGGACCUACAGGGGUCGUAGCGGCCACCGGAAUUGGACUUAUGAGGUGCAUGUGCGCCGAUCCCGACCAAAUAGCCGACAUCGUGCCCGGGGAUUACAUCAGCAACGCCGUUGUCGCUUCCGCCUGGGACAUCCACAACCAAUGGAAAGAAUAUAAAAACACCAAUUGUGAAGUUGAAGUAGAUGGGUUGAAUAAGGAACAGUAUGUGCCACCAAUUUACAAUGUCGUUUCUUCGAAUUCCAACCCCUUAACAUGGGGAGAAUUUUCGAUGUUCAACAAAAAAUAUGGAUGCCACGUGCCUUCUGUAAAAGCGAUCUGGCCAUUUAUGCUGAGGCUUUCCAAAAACAAAUACGAAUAUACAAUCUUAUGUUUUCUUCUCCAUAUCAUACCAGCAUUCAUUAUUGAUUCUCUAGCCAAGCUAACUGGAAGAAAACCACAAUUAAUGGACGGGUACAGGAAAAUGCACAAGUUCUCCGAGGUCAUAGCUUACUUCGCCCUACAGUCGUGGACGUUCCACGACAACAACACGAAAUUGCUGAUAAAAAAUAUGUCCAAAUUGGACCAGUCCCUGUUUAGGUUCGACGUGGCCAAAUUAGACUGGAACGAGUAUUUCAAAAAACACGUGUUGGGCAUUCGACUGUACAUCAUAAAAGAUCCGAUGGACACUGUACCGGAAGCGCAAAAGCGAAAUACCAAAUUGUACAUGAUUCACUACACGUUAGUAUCCAUUUUGGUGGCAUUACUGAUGUUGGUGGUGUACGGACUGUUCCUGCUAUUCGUGUAGGCAAUUCAAAUCUCUGUUGUCCCAAAUGGCAAUCAUAACUGUACAUAACAAACAAAAUAUAUUAAUUGUAACAUGUACAUAGGUACAUUUGUUGUCUGAUUACCGUGAAUUUUGUUUUGUAUCUCAUUACGAUGUAUUUUAAUUUUACUCAAAGUUGUAUAAUUUUAUCGAAAAUUUUUAUACUAGAAUUUAUGUAAAAUUCAAUAACUUCAUUUUUUCAACAUCUACACUAUGCGUAUACUAUUAUUUUCAUUCGAUGUACAUACUCUCUCUUGUAAGCAGGCACACGUAUACUUUAUCAUAGUAUUAUGUAGGUAUAAUGUGUCCGUAUUUAUUGUAAGUGGAAUUAAUUAUUAUUAUUGUCGAUAUUGAAUUAUUGGAUGGAUGUAAUAUAGGUACCUACCUCGUUUUUAAAAUUGAGGUAUUUAUACCAGAAAAUAACUGAUAUUAUGUCAUUGAUUUUAAGAUUAUUUUGUGUAAUUAAAAAGACUUUUUAGUUAUUAUGUAAAUUAUUAUAAUUUAUAAUAAAUAUAUUUGGUGA